Molecule: messenger RNA, 861 nt
Organism: Aspergillus aculeatus ATCC 16872
Lineage: Eukaryota; Fungi; Ascomycota; Eurotiomycetes; Eurotiales; Aspergillaceae
Exons: 2
Coding region: 1-861 (286 amino acids)
Biological process (GO): water transport; glycerol transmembrane transport
Cellular component (GO): plasma membrane
Molecular function (GO): water channel activity; glycerol channel activity
Source: RefSeq, a predicted model, not a curated record
AUGCGUCUCCAUCUCUCUGGUCUCUCGCGACGCGCCUUCAAACCGUACGUCGCCGAAUUUCUCGGCACCGCUCUCAUCAUCGUGAUCGGUGACGGCGUCGUGGCGCAAGCCCUGCUCUCCGACUACCAGUAUGGCACCUGGCUCUCCAUCAACCUGGCCUGGGCGGCCGCUGUCUGUCUCUCCGGCUACAUCGCCGACCCGAGUCCCGCCAGCAAUCCCGCCAUUUCCCUGGUCAUGGCCUUCGUCCGCCCGCAGCCCGAUCAGUGGAGGAAGUUGCCCGGCAAGCUGUUGGCCCAGUUUCUGGGAGGCUUCGUGGGCGCGGCCAUUGUCUACAUCAACUACCGUUCUGCCAUCCUCGACUGGGACCCGGAAUAUACAAUCCCGGGGGGAUCGAUUUUGAGCCCGCAGGGCCACCACUCGGCCGGCAUCUUCUCCACUUAUCCCGCCAGCUUCUUCUCCUCCAAUUGGGAGGCGGUCUUCUCGGAAGUCCUCGGAUCGGCCGUGCUCAUGUUCGGCUCGCUGAGUGUCUCGGACCCGGCCAAUGCCCACCGCUUCCACUCCCCCCAGUUCUCCAUGUUUGUGCUUCUGCUCGCCAUUGGAGCUGCGUUGGGCUGGCAAACUGGCUACGCGAUCAAUCCCGCACGCGACUUUGGCCCGCGCCUCUUCUCGGCCAUCCUCUACGGUCGCGAGGUCUUCACCGCUGCCAAUUACUAUUUUGUUGUGCCUUUGUUUGCUCCCGUCGCCGGCUGCUUCGUGGGAGCCACGGUCUACGAUUCGCUGCUGUACGAGGGGGAUGGAUCGCGCAUUGCGGACGCGCUGGACAAGGCUGAGGACGUGGAUGGAGAGCUGCGCCUGCACUAG